Messenger RNA from Prunus armeniaca (apricot), 660 nucleotides. NCBI's taxonomy places the organism in Eukaryota, Viridiplantae, Streptophyta, Magnoliopsida, Rosales, Rosaceae. The record is from the annotation of a GenBank genome assembly.
AUGGCUGACGAGGUUAUUCUUUUGGACUUCUGGGCAAGCAUGUUUGGGAUGAGGGCCAGAGUGGCCCUGGCUGAGAAGGGUGUCAAGUAUGAGUAUAGAGAGGAGGACUUGAGGAACAAGAGCCCACUGCUUCUGCAGAUGAACCCGGUUCACAAGAAGAUUCCGGUUCUCAUCCACAACGGCAAACCGGUCUGCGAGUCUCUCAUCAUUGUGCAGUAUGUUGAUGAGGUUUGGAGGGACAAAGCUCCUCUGCUUCCCUCCGAUCCUUACCUGAGAGCUCGCUCCAGGUUCUGGGCUGAUUUCAUUGAUAAGAAGCUAUAUGAUGCUGGAAGGAAAAUAUGGGCCACAAAAGGGGAGGAACAAGAGGCAGGCAAGAAGGAGUUCAUUGAAGUCCUUAAGAAGUUGGAAGGAGAGCUUGGAAACAAGCCUUAUUUUGAGGGUGAGAGCUUUGGGUUCCUGGACAUUGCUCUCAUCACAUUCUACAGCUGGUUCUAUGCAUUUGAGACUUGUGGAAACUUCAGCACAGAGGCAGAGUGUCCCAAGCUAAUUGCAUGGGCCAAGAGGUGCAUGCAGAAGGAGAGUGUGUCCAAAACUCUUCCUGACAAAAACAAGAUCUAUGAGUUUGUUCUUGGUAUGAAGAAGAUGUUUGGUGUGGAAUAG